AUGUGGUCAUACAUCUCUCAUUGUUUUCUACUUUUGUUUUUAUGUAAUCAUCUGACAAACACUCGACAAAUUCCAUUCGAUACUAUUGUAAGUUUUAGAGAUUCAAGUGCUGAUACAGGAAAUGUUUAUAAUUUAACACAUCAUACAUGGCCUAUUGUACCUCCAUAUUUUGAAGGUCGAUUUUCAAAUGGUCCUGUUUGGAUAGAGAAAUUAGGUGUAUCGAAUAUAAAAAAUUAUGCAUAUGGAGGUGCAAGGACUGAUAAUGAUUUCAUUCAAGGUUAUACAGCAUCAGAUACAAUACCUGUGCCUGGAGUUCGUCAACAGAUUAAAAUCUAUUUCAAUCAAACUAAUAUAACUACUGUGAAUUCUUUGCGUACACUUCAUGUAAUUAGAGCUGGUGGUAAUGAUUAUUAUGCCAAUAAAACAAUUAGUCCAUCAAGGGUUAUUGCUAGUAUUUUGAAUUGUGUUAAAGAUUUAUUCGAGAUUGGUGUUAAGCAUAUUCUUAUUAUGAAUCAAUCACCUAUUCAAACGAUGCCAUUCGCUCAAACUCAAGAACAAUUUGUUUACUAUACAACUCGUACUAUUGAUCAUAAUAAUAAUCUUUCGAUUGAUAUUACAAAACUUGACUAUAAUCACAAACGAGUUACUUUAUAUUUAUUUGAUAUUUAUUCAUUCAUUUUGAAAAUUAUUGCUAAUCAUGAGAAUUAUUCUUUGAACAUACAAGAUAAUUGUUGA
Molecule: messenger RNA, 735 nt
Organism: Rotaria sp. Silwood2
Lineage: Eukaryota; Metazoa; Rotifera; Eurotatoria; Philodinida; Philodinidae
Source: the annotation of a GenBank genome assembly